UUCAACGCCAGACCUAGUUUUCACUUCCGAAUCCGGCGAGCCUUUAAUGUUCCUCUCCCGGCAUGCCUUGUCCUCUUCCACCAGCCUGAUCCAACAUGGGACGAGUCAGGACUAAGACGGUGAAAAAGGCCGCCCGGGUCAUCAUCGAGAAGUACUACACCCGCCUGGGCAACGACUUCCACACCAACAAGCGGGUGUGCGAGGAGAUCGCCAUCAUCCCGAGCAAGAAGCUGCGCAACAAGAUCGCGGGGUAUGUCACCCACCUGAUGAAGCGAAUCCAGAGGGGGCCUGUCAGAGGCAUCUCCAUCAAACUGCAGGAGGAAGAGAGAGAGAGGAGGGACAACUAUGUUCCUGAGGUCUCUGCCUUGGACCAGGAGAUCAUUGAAGUGGACCCUGAUACCAAGGAGAUGCUGAAGCUGCUGGACUUCGGCAGCCUGUCCAACCUGCAGGUCACCCAGCCAACGGUCGGAAUGAACUUCAAAACCCCCCGAGGAGCAGUCUAGACAAACCUUUGUAAUAUAUCGAUCUCAAUAAAGAGAAAAACAAAACAAGAA
Molecule: messenger RNA, 554 nt
Organism: Lepisosteus oculatus (spotted gar)
Lineage: Eukaryota; Metazoa; Chordata; Actinopteri; Semionotiformes; Lepisosteidae
Product: small ribosomal subunit protein eS17
Biological process (GO): translation
Cellular component (GO): ribosome
Molecular function (GO): structural constituent of ribosome
Source: RefSeq, a predicted model, not a curated record